GUGGACACCUGCGGAGACCGGUUGGAGUGGUCCCAAGGCCAGGCUCCCUUGCACCGGGCAAGGCCCCAGCUUGCAGCUGAAGCCCUGCCCCCAUUCUCCCCUCCUUUCCCCCGCUGUUUCACACCAUUUGAUGCCUUUCCUGCAGAUACCACCUCUCCAGCCAGCAUCGCUUCCCCACGGCCCCCAAGCAUCCGUUCAUCUCUCGCCCUGCCUAGGUCCCGCGGGCAGGCCGCCCUGCACCAGGCCGGGCCUCCUCUUACUUGCAUACGAUGCCCUGCCCCCACUCCCUCACUCCCCGCCCCCCGCGCGCCACUUCGCACCAUUUGACGCCUUCUAACAGUUGGCGCCCCCAGCCCCAGGAGCUCACCUUUCCCGGUCUGCAACAGAAACCCCCUCGCGGGCAAGCCAGGCGGGGCGCGGGGACGCGACGCGAGCCCAGCCCUCUCCCUGCCUCCCCAGGUGCGCCCACUCGGCCUCCGGAGCCCGCACGGUCCGCGGGGCAGUGCCCUGAGUGGACCGUCGUCUUCGACCUGUCGGCUGUGGAACCUGCAGAGCGCCCCAGCCGAGCCCGCCUGGAGCUGCGCUUUGCGGCGGCGGAGGUGCCUGCCGGCUGGGAGCUGAGCAUAACGCAGGCGGCAGAGGGCGAGGGCCCCGGGCCGGUGCUGCUCCGCCAGACGGUGCCCACCUUGGGAACGCCAGUGCGCGCUGAGCUGCUGGGCGCCGCCUGGCCCCGCAACGCGUCAGCGCCGCGCAGCCUCCGCCUGGCGCUGG
This is a messenger RNA of Ailuropoda melanoleuca (giant panda), 771 nucleotides long. RefSeq names its product embryonic growth/differentiation factor 1. NCBI's taxonomy places the organism in Eukaryota, Metazoa, Chordata, Mammalia, Carnivora, Ursidae. The record is from RefSeq and is a predicted model, not a curated record. The annotation marks the transcript as partial. The transcript has a single exon.